UGCAGCUUGCCGCACUGCAGGGUAGUCCAAGCACCCAGCCCACCCAACGAGAUCUGUUACGUUUCUUGCGAUCACCGAGCAGGCGCCACAAUCUCGCAUAGACCGGCCUACUGGAUCCCUAGUAAUAAGCAAAAUGCCCUCCUCACAUCAAGGCUCACCUCCGCAUACGAAGCGGCCGUCCAUGACCACUCGAACCUCCUCAGCUUCAUCGGCCGCAACCCUCCUACAGUCUCCUACCGAAACUCCUCACCAGCAUCGAUCUCACAAAGCGCAGAAGCACGUUCGACUGGGCCAGCGUAACCUCUCUUUCGGCAAGAAUCUGAACAAACUGGGCAAGCAGGCAGUGGCACAUGCAGCAGAGAGCGCGGUUACGAAGGGUCACAGACGUGUCCUCUCAGGAGGUUCGACUCCGACUGAAUCACAACGACCGAAUGUAAGGCGAAAUGCUUCGACGGUGGGGAUCGUGCGACACACAACACAAGCUCCGAUACGGAAGAAUCAUUCCAGUGGCCAUCUCCCGCGAAAUUCAUCUAGCAAGAACAUGCUCAAGCCUAGCAAGAGCGAGGUCGCGCCGGCGAAGCGUUCCCUCAUGAAACCAGGGAGGUCGAGGCCCGCCUCUAGAGAGGCGGACCACCCGACAGUUCACUUUGAUAUCGGCGAUGAUCCAGAUCUCGCUGACGACACACAAGAGGAUGCCUGGACCGAAGAGAGCGCAUCUCAAUCACCAAACACAACCCGCUCAAACACAAGAUCGAACUCUGUGAUACUAGAUCCCCAUGCGACACAGAAGGAGGAGGGGUUUACAAGUCCAACCACAGGAAGCCGGAAACAGUCGCAGCAAGGACUUGCGCAAGCAACUCGCAAAGUCGUAGAUGCCCAGCAGAUCAACGGCGCAAGCUCCUAUACCCCUAGCAGACCCCCAGACGCUGAUAUGAUAACGUCACGCCUCCUCCGCCGUACCGCCUCAAAUACAGCGAAAGUCGAAACAUCGCUCGCAUCAGCAUCCGCAACGGGCCUAUCUGAUUCACAUGAUGCACGUACACUAAGUCAAAGCCAAGGGUCUACACUCGCCGAGACACCAGGUCGGGAUCUUGUGUCGCGUUUUAUGGACGGAGAUGGCUCCGUAGGCACUCCGCGCAACAGCAACUUCCUAACACCCGCAGAAGACGCCGAACACAGUCAAGAAGCAGAGCAUCACGCACCGAGGCGCAACAAGUCACAGCCAAACAUGGCACACAGACACACACGAGAGACCACACCAACAAGCACAAUGUCCAGCCGCGCCACCUCACGGCGCUCGGGCACGAACACCCCGUCCAGCGACCUCAACCCCAGCCGUACACAGCAGAAACUCUGGCUCCAGCGCGCAUCCUCAAACGUCGAGCCGCAGAAACUCAUACCGGUCAUCCUACCACGUACCGGUGGCCCUCAACUGCUCACCGCAGGCGUCAACUUCUCGACAGGGUACAGCGAAGGGCGGGUCGAUCCCCGACUACUGAAGCUGUUUGAGAAUAUCGCAAAGGAGUACACCGUCGUGCAUCGGUACAGGAACCCACUCGCAGACGCGCUCGGUCGGCUGGACAAGCUACCUACGGCAACGAAGAAGAACUUGACAAGUACUAGUAGUGCUCGGAGUAGAAUGAAUGGACGGACGGAGCGGGACGAGAUGGAAGAAGAGGGAGAUGGGAGAAGGAGCUUCGAGAGUGAUGGGGGCACGGUGAGGAGUGAGGCAGAGGAGAUAUGUCGGCGGAUGUGGGAGAGCACGGAGGUUGUGGAGGAGGAUUGAAGCCUUAUGCGAAGUAGAGUAGGGACGGAGGGAAGGUAGGGUACGUAAUGUGACGGUUGGGCGGUUCUUGGGUGAUGGGCAGGG
Messenger RNA from Pseudovirgaria hyperparasitica, 1870 nucleotides. RefSeq lists its product as uncharacterized. Gene Ontology annotation, cellular component: fungal-type vacuole membrane; TORC1 complex. The coding region runs from base 134 to 1786 and encodes 550 amino acids. The record is from RefSeq and is a predicted model, not a curated record. The transcript has a single exon. Gene Ontology annotation, biological process: TOR signaling. NCBI's taxonomy places the organism in Eukaryota, Fungi, Ascomycota, Dothideomycetes, Acrospermales, Acrospermaceae.